AAGCAGGAGGAUCUCUGCUAGUUCCAGAGCUGUCACACAGAGAAAUCCUGUCUCGAAGAGAGAAACAAAAUAGAAAAAGAAACCCAGACAGAUAGUGAACAAGAACGUGGUCUGUUCCUUCGCUGAGUCUCUCCUGCUGACUCCCACCUACUGCUCUCCAAAACCAUCUGAAAAAUUAUAGUUUUAAACCUUCCUUCUCUUCUUCAUGACUUCUUCAGACCCACAGGGAGGGAAAGACUGUUCAAUAUCCACCUUAAUACCAUUAUAUAGCCGGUCGUUGGUGGCGCACGCCUUUAAUCCCAGCACUCGGGAGGCAGAGACAGGCGGAUCACUGUGAGUUUGAGACCAGCCUGGUCUACCGAGUGAGUUCCAGGACAGGCUCCAAAACAACAAUACAGAGAAACCCUGUCUCGAAAAACCAAAAAAAAAAAAAAAAACCAUUAUAUAUUCCAAUCCUAAAAUUAUUACAUAUCCUAGUCUUCAGUCUCCUAUUCAUGGCUUCAACAGGCACUGAGAAAAAACAUCUUCUUUUAUCCUCACAAUACACUACAGGGUGAUACUGUCCUCUACUUUAUUACAAUUGAAGACAGUAACACAAACUUGAAUAGCUCAUGGUCCCACAGGAAUAGUUGGCAUGGCUGGAGUCCAUAUGUUCUGAGACAAUUUCUCAAGUCUGACAUCUGUAACUUGGGGCAGGUGAAAUAGGAUCUCACAGUGUAGCCCAGUAUGGCCUAGCAUUUGUGAUCCUGCUGCUUCAGCCUCCCAUGUAUUGGAAUUUUAGAUGGGUACCACUGGACUUAAUGUUUUUAUUUCAAGUAGUAGUUGUAAGAAAUGUUCCUCCAUGGGGCUGGAGAGGUGGCUCAGAGGUUUAGAACACUGGCUGGUCCCCCAGAGGUCCUAAGUUCAAUUCCCAGCAACCAUAUGGUGGCUCACAACCAUCUAUAAGGAGAUGUGGUGCCCUCUUCUGGCAUGCAGGCAUACAAGCACCCUCCAUCAAUCACUAAGAAAUGUCCUAAGGCUGGACUGCAGCCUGAUUUUAUAGAUAUUUUCUUAAUUGAGAUUGCCUCAUCUCAGAUGAGUAUAGCUUGUAUCAACAUAAAACUAGCCAGUACUUAAUAUAUUAAAACUUUUACGUAGCUGGGCAUGGUGACAAAUGUCUUUAACUCAGUGGCAGGCAGAUCUUGGAGUUCAAGACUAGUCUGGGGGCUGGAGAGAGCAGUGGUUAAGAGCACUGGCUGCUCUCCUGGAGGUCCUAGGUGUCAGGAAUUGAAUCCAUAUGGAGGCUCACAACCUCCUAUAACUGGAGUCCUAUGGGAUCCAAGGCUCUCUUCUGGUGUUCAGAUGUACAUGCAGACACAACAUAAAACAAACAUGGGAGACCCCUGCAUCCCACCCCACUCCCAAAGUGAGAAAAAUGACUUCUGUAUACAUGUAUGUGCUGAGCUUUGCUCUAGGGCACAAAAUCUGUUGGCCGAUGCCUGUUGACCUGGUGCUGAAUAGAAAGUAAGUGGCACCUAGCCAUUUGAUAUAAGAGAAACCUCAGUUCAGCCAGCUUUUGUCAGUAUGCACACUGGCUAUAAAUUAACUUGCCACAUAUUUAAUCUACAAGAAGGAAAAACUGAGAAAACAGCACAAAGAAUGGAUGGAAAAUUCUCUUCCGAUAAGUACUUUUCUAGAACCCAUUAACUAGAUCUGGCAAGCCACUUUCUUGAGGUGAGGUGAAAAGCAAAAUCCAUCUGUGAUCCAAGAUGGGGGGGGGCACAGCACCUGUAUUGCUGAACAUCUAUGAUGGCCCUGAAACACUGUGACUUGUGGGAUUAAUGAUUAGCCAGAAGCUGUCUAACCUUUCCAUAGGGCUUUGAACAGCUCGCCUGCAGAAGAAUCCACAGAAAGCAGCAUGAUCGCUUUGCUCCUUGUGGCUGAGCUGGUGGUUCCGAGCCUAGUGACUUCUGCUGGCUCUGAGGACCAGCCACUCUUCCGUGGAGCCAAUCAGCAUGACUUUGCCAUCGUGAUCCACCCAGGAGACACAGAAUGUUUCUGGCAAUUUGCUGACCAGAUGGGUUACUUCUACUUCAGCUAUGAGGUUCAGCUCACUUUUGGGAUGUCACAUGAUCGACACAUUGCUGCUACCAUCCAUACUCCACAAGGUUUCCUUAUUGAUACAUCCCAGGAUGUUCGGGGCCAGAUUAACUUCGCUACACAAGAGACAGGUUUCUAUCAGCUUUGUCUAAAAAAUGAGCAGAAUCGCUUCAGUUCUGUACAAGUAUAUCUCAACUUUGGAGUCUUCUAUGAGGGGCCUGAGAUGGAUCACAAAGAGAAUCAAAGGAAGCAGCUGAAUGAUACUCUGGAUGCGAUCGAGGACAGCACACGAAAGGUUCAGAACAAUGUUUUUCACAUGUGGCGCUACUACAACUUUGCCAGGAUGAGGAAAGUGGCCGAUUUUUUCCUUCUCCAAUCCAACUACACCUAUGUGAACUGGUGGUCUGCAGCUCAGAGCCUUGCUAUUGUUCUUUCUGGCGUCCUUCAGCUGUAUUUCUUAAAACGUCUCUUCACUGUCUCAACUACUGACACGAAGCCAAGAUGCUAAUGGAUAGCUUUAAUAAACCAGCUUUUUUUGGGGGAAA
Mesocricetus auratus (golden hamster) is the source of this 2624-nucleotide messenger RNA. RefSeq names its product transmembrane p24 trafficking protein 6 (gene Tmed6). Gene Ontology annotation, biological process: Golgi organization; endoplasmic reticulum to Golgi vesicle-mediated transport; intracellular protein transport. Gene Ontology annotation, cellular component: COPII-coated ER to Golgi transport vesicle; endoplasmic reticulum-Golgi intermediate compartment; Golgi apparatus. Bases 1898 to 2587 code for a protein of 229 amino acids. Lineage: Eukaryota; Metazoa; Chordata; Mammalia; Rodentia; Cricetidae. The record is from RefSeq and is a predicted model, not a curated record. The transcript has 4 exons.